AUGCCUCUUAAUAUUCCUACAUCCUGUCAACAACGUCAAAAAGCGGAUAAUUGUGAAGUUUACGUCAGAUUCUAUUAUCACGAUCGAACAUAUGCUGUAGAAUUUGGAACAACAUUCAUAAGUCGCUAUUAUCGAUCAGUUUAUAUUCUACCGAAAAAUUAUUUGUCUUACACAGCCAUGUAUUCUUGUUCUCAUAAUGAUAAUUGUGCAAUCGACUUUGCCAACAAGAAAGUGCUUGAUCUCUCCAAUCGAACAUUCAAUGUCAAUAGUGUGACCAAUCAACUAAGUAAUGUUCUUCUUGAACAUCGACAACCUUCUGAUCCAGCACUUCGCUGUUACGAUAAUAAAGAAUGUACUUCCGGCAUGUGUCAAGUCGAAUACGAUACUAGUAAUAACAAAGUAAAUAAAAGAGGCUGUGAACCAGUUGGUAUUGCACGAGUACACGUGUUCGAUGGUGGUAAUCUUCCUUCAUUGGAUAUUGAAUGUAAUCGAACGAGAUGUAAUUCUCCUGAAGCUUACAAUGAAGUAAAACAAAUUCUUUUUCAACACAAUCUUACAGAUAUCAACGGCCGUAUUAAUGAUGGACAAAAAUUAUGUGUACCAGCAGUUCUUCUAAUAAUUUUGUUUCAUUUAUUUGUUUUUUAUAUAACAAAUUUUUCUUCUUAUAAAAACUAA
Messenger RNA from Adineta steineri, 675 nucleotides. NCBI's taxonomy places the organism in Eukaryota, Metazoa, Rotifera, Eurotatoria, Adinetida, Adinetidae. The record is from the annotation of a GenBank genome assembly.